Messenger RNA from Prorocentrum cordatum, 540 nucleotides. NCBI's taxonomy places the organism in Eukaryota, Dinophyceae, Prorocentrales, Prorocentraceae. The record is from the annotation of a GenBank genome assembly.
AUGGGUGCCAGGCAUCAGGGAGUACGUCCGUCUGUUCGGUGGGUGCGCUGGGUGCAGGCGACCAUUUGCGAGAUGGGCUGGCUCCUCACUGCCUCCCCGUAUGUCUUCGACUUCCGUGGCGAGCAGAUCGGCUUGGCGUCCAUAGAGAAGGGCAAGCUUGGGCACUUGGUGCGCGACGCCUGGAGGUUCUACGUGAUGGCAACGACCAAAACCACAAGGCACAUUGAUGUCACAGUGCCGCCCCUGGAAAUUCGCGUUUUGCAUGUAUUCGUUGGAUCGUGGUCUGGGCGCCGCGACUGGCCUUGGGCGUGGCGAUGCUGCGUCGGCGCGGAGCCGAGUGCCGACCGAUUGCAUGAGCUCGAUUCUGCUAUCGACUACACCUCUGCUGUCUGCUGGCUGUCUAACACGACCAAGCACUGGCUGUGGGUGUGCCCCUGUGCGCUUCCGGAACGGCGGCGGCGGCAACUCUCCCCGCCGCCACAGGCCGCCCCGCGGGAUCGAGAGCGGAGCCCUCGGCGUCGAUGGGGGCGCCUGCCGUGA